This is a messenger RNA of Panicum virgatum (switchgrass), 491 nucleotides long. Its product is annotated as 14 kDa proline-rich protein DC2.15-like. The coding region runs from base 83 to 469 and encodes 128 amino acids. The record is from RefSeq and is a predicted model, not a curated record. The transcript has a single exon. Lineage: Eukaryota; Viridiplantae; Streptophyta; Magnoliopsida; Poales; Poaceae.
UCGCUGAUCAAGAGCUCUAACCACCUUAGCUAGAGCGAUCGCGAGUUAGCUUGUUGGCUUGUGAUCGAGGUGCUAGCUAGCAAUGGCGUUCAAGGCGUUCGUGCUGUUCGUGGCCGUGAACUUGGUGCUGGGCGUGGCCAGCGCGUGCUACUCGCCCGACUGCUCGACCGGGUCGACCCCUUCCACCCCGACACCCACCACGCCGGGGUCGAUCGGCCAGUGCCCCAUCAACGCGCUGAAGCUGGGCGUGUGCGCCGACGUGCUGGGCCUGGUCCAGGCCCAGGUGGGCGCGCCGCCCGCGCUGCCGUGCUGCUCCCUCCUGAAGGGCCUCGUCGACCUCGAGGCCGCAGUCUGCCUCUGCACCGCCGUCAAGGCCAAUGUGCUCGGCAUCCAGCUCAACCUCCCCAUCAACCUCAGCCUCAUCCUUAACUACUGCGGCAAGAACGUGCCCAGCGGCUUCCAGUGCUGAUCAUCAAUCGUGUCUCGAUAUA